UCAUUUAGCGAAACGCUCAUCAUGACAUUCGUAUUCACGUUUCUCCUGGCCGUUUCUAUUUGUUCUUGCCAACAAGUGUCUGCUUCUAACGAGAGCACUCCGUUGGUAGUCAUUACGUGGAAUUAUGAACAAGCUACGCAACGAGCAUGGAACGUUCUUAACGUCGAGAAGAGGAGUGCUCUGGAUGCUAUAGAAGAAAGCUGCAGUCUUUGCGAAGAACAGAAAUGUAGGAAGACCGUGGGAUACGGAGGCAGUCCAGAUGAGAACGGGGAGACAACUCUUGAUGCUCUAAUUAUGGAUGGGGUCACCAUGGACGUCGGCGGUGUAGGACUAUUGAGGAACGUGAAGAAUGCGAUCUCCGUUGCUCGCAAGGUUCUAGAAAAUACGAAACAUUCGCUAUUAGGCGGAGAACUGGCUACGAAGUUUGCCGUGGAGAUGGGUUUCAAAGAGGAAUCUUUACAGACAGAGGAAUCGAAGAAAAUGUGGUUGGAUUGGAAAGCUAACAGCUGUCAGCCCAACUUUUGGAAGAACGUACUUCCGGAUCCGAAGAAAAGUUGCGGACCUUAUCGUUCGGUAACCGCAAACGUUCCGGAGGAACACGAGUCGUACGUGAACGAAGAGAAUCACGAUACCAUCGGAGUGAUAGCUAUAGAUUCGAACGGACGCAUAGCGGCUGGCACGUCGACGAACGGAGCCAGGAAUAAAAUACCCGGACGUAUCGGAGACUCGCCCAUAGCUGGGGCAGGCGCGUACGCGGAUCAGAAAGUCGGCGCGGCGGCUGGCACCGGCGAAGGAGACGUAAUGAUGCGCUUUUUACCAAGUUUCCUGGCCGUGGAGGAAAUGCGACGCGGAGCUACUCCCACCGAAGCAGCGACUACGGCUAUCAAACGAAUCGCGGAACACUAUCCUACGUUCACCGGUGCCGUAAUCGCGUUGAAUAAACAGGGAGAAUACGGUGCCGCGUGCAAUGGGAUCACUCGUUUCGCGCACUACGUUGCGAACCCGCAAUUUGGAAAAGCCACGAUGCGUUACGUCGAUUGCAUAGAUGCUACAUACUCUGUUUCUAAUUUUUAAGAACGACUUAUACAUGUUAUCCUUGAUAUCAAUAAUGUAAAAUCUUGGAAAAUAAAGAAAUUUUUUCCAAUGAAAGUUAUAGAUAAAUGUUGUUACCUGCAGGGAAGCAAAAUGCCAGAGACAACGGAAGAGGAGAUGUCCGUUCGUUUGACGAACGAUGAUUUUCGGAAAUUGUUGAUGACACCCAGAGCAUCCGUGCCGUCGGCUACACCCGCGUCCGUCCCAGGCACCGCUCGAGAUGCCAGCGCGAAGACUGCACAGACUCCCAACGUCACCGGGGGAAGUAGAGCCGAACUGCGAAGAAAGAAGAAGAGCUUUUACGCGAAGCUGAAGAAGCAGGAGGAGGAUAAAAUGGCAGAACUCGCGGAGAAGUAUCGCGACAGGGCCAGGGAACGUAGGGAUGGGACAAAUCAGGAUUACCAGGCGGAGGAUCCUAUGAACAGCACGAGCGCUUACCGUGCCGUGGCGCCGGAUUUGAAAUCGGGAAUGGACGCGGCCGAGAGGAGGCGACAAAUGAUACAACAAUCCAAGUACUUGGGAGGUGACAUGGAGCACACUCACUUGGUCAAGGGCCUCGAUUAUGCCCUUCUUCAAAAGGUGCGCAGUGAGAUAGAGGCAAAGGAGCACGAGCAGGAACAGGAGAUGGAGAAGUUGGUGAAGCCGAAGGAGAAGAAAGACAAGAAGGAACCGGAGAAGAAGGACGACGAGAUGCAGUUCAAGACGAAGAUAGGGAGGAACGUCUACAGGACCGUGAUGACGAUGAAAUCUAAACAGAUAGAGAGGAACGAGUUGUUCACGCCCGGGCGAAUGGCAUACGUGAUAGAAUUGGACGACGAGAACGCGGACGUGGACAUACCGACGACGCUGAUCAGGAGCAAGGCGGACGUGCCGACCGUCGACAAUACUCCCACGUUAACGACCAACGACAUAGUGAUCAAUAAACUGGCACAGAUUCUGUCGUAUCUGCGACAGGGCAAUCGUCACGGGAAGAAGGGAAAAAAGAACAAAGACGGACGAUCGAGGCCGGACGACAUGAACGACAUGGACAUCGCCCCGAGGCCGCAGGACGAGAGCAUUUACGGUGACAUUGGCGAUUAUGUCCCGUCGAUCGGAAAGAAGGAUCAGUCUAGGGAAAAGAAGAAGGGUUCGUACUUCGACAAGCCGGAGAGCAGCUUGGACACGGACGACAAGGCGAACGCUCCGCAGAUGCCGACGGUCACGUCUUCCAACGCGGACGGGAACGCGCCGAAGAAAGGCGCGCUGCUGAACAAACUCGCCGCGGAACCGGAGGGCUACGCGGAAUGUUAUCCGGGAUUGGACGAGAUGCAGGACGCGAUCGACGACUCGGACGACGAGGUCGAUUACACGAAGAUGGAUCUGGGUAACAAGAAGGGUCCGAUCGGCAGGUGGGACUUUGACACGCCCGAGGAGUACAGCGAGUACAUGAACAACAAAGAGGCUCUGCCGAAAGCCGCGUUCCAAUACGGCGUGAAAAUGGCCGAUGGAAGGAGGACGAGGAAGUACAACAAGGAGAAGAACGAGAAAGCGGAAUUGGACAGGGAAUGGCAGAAGAUUCAGAACAUCAUGAACAAGAGGAAACCGACGAGCGUGUUGGACGGGGCAUCGGAAUUCAAAGUGCCCAGGUACUGAGAGCACGUCCGAUCGUUGUACGCGUUUAAUCUGUACUCUGAUGAAAUAAAAUGACUGUACGAUAUUUUUGAGA
This is a messenger RNA of Ceratina calcarata, 2797 nucleotides long. RefSeq names its product protein Red. The record is from RefSeq and is a predicted model, not a curated record. NCBI's taxonomy places the organism in Eukaryota, Metazoa, Arthropoda, Insecta, Hymenoptera, Apidae. Gene Ontology annotation, molecular function: hydrolase activity. The transcript is spliced from 7 exons.